AAAUUGCCCACAUUGCUUUUUGUAUGAUACUUUUAUUUUGGCAUAUAAGCGGCGAAGCGACGAAAUCGGUCUCUCCCUCUCUCUUCUUCUCCUUUCAGAGGAUUUUCUGAAAAGACGCUCCAAACAAAUCCCAUUCUCUCUCCUGGUUCUUCCUUUUGCAAUCUUCCCAGACUUGACAGCCUUAUCUUCAUGAAUUCAAGAACUAUUGAAGCAUCCGUAGUUUCCUGUAAAUCGGGAAACAAGAACAACGACCUCUGCUUCCUUUGGAUUUUGCUUUGCUUACUGCCAAAGUUCUUGGGGACUCCUUUUGCAUACGUGAACUUCCUAUUGAUUCAGGCCAUUGACAGGAGUCCUUCUGCAGUGUGGGUUUUGGGGGUUUCUGGAGAGGUUAAUCCAUAAAAGGGAUUAACUUGGCCAUCCUUUCUUCAAUUUUUAUCUUUUAUACCUGGGACCAUGGUGUCCUCUCAGCUUUCUGGUUUGACUGAGACCCAAACGUGUAAACCAUUUCAGUCCCAACUGCUUUUUCCUCUGAGCCCAACAGAUGCUGUAGUUUCAGAUAAUCUUGAGCUAGAUUUCUCUGAUGUAUUUGGUCCUGUACCAGUUCAGGCCCCUGUAGAAGUGAAUUUUGGUGAUUCAGCACUUUCUGUCUCUGUUGAAGAUGCAAAUGAGCUCGUUUAUGACGAUCCUGUAGUAAUUCACAACCGUUCACAUUCUUUGGUUGGCCCCUCAUCUUUUGUAAGCCAAUCCUUGAAGCUCAGCAAGCUCACCAUACAAGAGACAGAUGAUCCAGAGGAAAUGGCAAUCUGUGCUGAAAUGGAUACCAUUGUAAAACUUGAUGAUGGUGCCUAUGAGGAAUCUCUUGAAGACAUUGAUGCAGUUUCCAUGAAAAUCCAAUCUGUAGGCAUUGAGGAUUUUGAGGUUUUGAAGGUUGUUGGACAGGGUGCAUUUGCAAAAGUAUUUCAGGUGAGGAAAAAGGGGACGUCAGAAAUUUAUGCAAUGAAGGUCAUGCGGAAGGACAAGAUAAUGGAGAAGAAUCAUGCUGGAUACAUGAAAGCUGAGAGGGAUAUUUUAACUAAAAUAGAUCACCCCUUCAUUGUCCAGCUUAGAUACUCAUUCCAGACCAAAUAUAGACUCUAUCUUGUGCUGGAUUUUGUUAAUGGGGGUCACCUUUUUUUUCAGCUCUACCACCAUGGUCUUUUUAGAGAGGAUCUAGCACGUAUAUAUGCAGCUGAGAUUGUUUCAGCAGUUUCCCACCUUCAUGCAAGUGGCAUAAUGCAUAGAGACCUUAAACCUGAAAAUAUCUUAUUGGAUGCAGAUGGCCACGCCAUGUUGACUGAUUUUGGUCUCGCGAAGCGAUUUGAAGAGAAUACGAGAUCCAAUUCCAUGUGUGGAACUGUUGAAUACAUGUCACCUGAGAUAGUUCUUGGAAAGGGCCAUGAUAAGGCUGCAGACUGGUGGAGUGUGGGAGUCCUAUUGUUUGAGAUGCUUACUGGAAAGCCUCCUUUUACUGGAAACCGGGAGAAAAUUCAGCAGAAGAUAGUAAAGGAUAAGAUAAAGUUGCCAGCAUAUUUGUCAAGUGAAGCACAUUCUCUGCUGAAAGGGCUUCUUCAAAAAGAUGCAACUAAACGCCUAGGCUCUGGAAAAAUGGGAAGUGAGGAAAUCAAGCGCCACAAAUGGUUCAAGCCAAUCAAUUGGAAGAAAUUGGAGGCUCGGCAAAUCCAACCAAGUUUCCGUCCUGAAGUCGCCGGGAAACAGUGUGUUGCUAACUUUGAGAAGCACUGGACUGACAUGCCUGUGGUUGAUUCUCCUGUUGCUAGCCCAAAUGCUUUUGGAAACAACCCCUUCACCGGAUUUUCUUAUGUGAGGCCUCCAGCCUCUUUUCUUCAGAUGGAUGGCUCCAUCUCCUAGAAUAUUUUAUUUAUAGUUAUUUUUCUUGCUUUGCUUUGAACGCAGUGAUAGUGUAUGGAGGAGGCUCUUGAAGCUUCGACACUCAUAAGGGAUUUUUAUUAAUAAUAUAUAUCAUAAUAUAUUUCUAUGAAAA
Molecule: messenger RNA, 2041 nt
Organism: Ziziphus jujuba (common jujube)
Lineage: Eukaryota; Viridiplantae; Streptophyta; Magnoliopsida; Rosales; Rhamnaceae
Product: serine/threonine-protein kinase AtPK2/AtPK19
Exons: 7
Coding region: 454-1908 (484 amino acids)
Biological process (GO): intein-mediated protein splicing; protein phosphorylation
Molecular function (GO): protein serine/threonine kinase activity; ATP binding
Source: RefSeq, a predicted model, not a curated record